UAUUUUAUUAGACAGGUUUCAUAGGAAACUCCUACAUUCGUCCGGUACCGUCCGAAAUGAUAAACCAGGUAAGAAGGUACCGCAGAGCUUUAAACGAUACUGAUCAUCUUGAUAACAAGAUUUACCACAUAAUUCAAAAGAUACCUGAGUCCGAGCUCAAGAAAGAGUUACCAUUGAAAAUAAUAAAAUCAAGGUCCAGAAGAUCUUACCCAACAGUCCUUUAUCCAGAAGUACUAGUUAUCGUCGACUACAGCCUGAAUAGCAAAUUCGGGGGUAAUAUGAAGGAAAUUCUUGUCUACCUAUUGUCGUACUGGAAUGGCGUCGACAUGCGAUUCCGGGGGAUUAAAAACCCUAAGAUAAGGCUAAAUAUCGCGGGAAUUAUGUUUGCUCAAGAUCCGUGGAGCCUGUCGUACAUUAAAAACUAUAUUGAAGAGAAGCGGGCCAAUGAUUACAUUUCGAAAAUCGAAUCCAAGGGACGUUGGUUGUACAGAAUGAAUUCGGUGAUUCCGAUCGACAGUUAUGACGUCGCUGUGACAAUGAUGACACAUAAAAUGUGCGAUUAUCAAGGAUGUUCAAUUUUGGGCGUCAGUCCAGUUGGAUCAGCUUGUCAUGUGGAUCAUGCCCAUCAAACAAUGUACAAAGUUUUAAUUGUUCGUGACACUGGGGCUUAUGAAGGAAUUUCAUCUACCGUUCACGAAUUAGGCCAUGCAUUCGGUAUGAACCAUGAUGGCCAAAUAAACAGAGGAUGUCCGAGCCAAAAUGGCUUCAUAAUGGCACCCAGUGAUGUACACACUCCUCAACAAUUUGACUGGUCUUUAUGCUCGUUAAUUGAUCUUCAAAACUUUGUCAAAAUGAAUCCCAAAUGUAUGUUGAACAAACCUCAUCAAGGAAAACAGCUGCAAAGAUUUUUACCGGGAAAAUUAAUGGAUGCAAACAAGCAAUGCCAAAUGUUGAAUGCACUAAGAGCUUUUGUAAUCAAUGACAGUAUUUGUUUACGUUUGCAAUGUGUAUUUGGAAUAAAUGCUUUGUUCUCAGAUUACGUUAUACCCUCAGCUGCUGAAGGAACACCAUGUGGUGUAGGAAAAAUUUGCCUUCAUGGUAAAUGUAUUUAUGAAAGUCAAAUUACGUAUAUCCAUCAUAGAAUGACUAAGAAUGAAUUGAUCGAAAUUUUUGGUGUCGAAACUUUAUCGGAAGUGCCUCAUUACGAUGUUGUAUCCAUUUCUGUAACAAAAUCACAAAAUCACCGGAAGAACCUCCUCAUUUCUGUAAAACCUUUUGGAAAACAUAUAAAAAUGUGGCUUAAUCCUGCGUCUGGGAUCCUGGCGGGUGAAGAUAUGCCUAUUUACAAGGUAUCAAGUGAUCCGGAUAAUAAAAGCAUGGUUGACAUACAAACAGACCAAAAUUUGAUAAAGUCGCUACUUCCUCAAAUGUACGAAAACACUUUGUAUGCCACUACAAUUGCUGUUAACAAUCAUUCUCUUGGACAAAGUCUGAAAGGUGUAAUUGGAGAUUCUUUCAUUCAACCGGUUCUACAUCGAUUAAGAAAUCAUGUAAAGAAACUAAAGAAGCUUCAUCAUCUAGAUAAUCGAGUUUAUCACAUCGUUCACAAGAUACAUUCCAAAAACAUGCAUUCUCCAACAUUGAACGUAAAGGCAUCAAAAAUCUCAAGAUCAAAAAAUCUGUAUCCGAACGUCAUAUACCCCGAAAUCUUGAUUAUAGCCGAUUACAACUUCUUGAAAAAGUUUGAGAAAAUCGAAGAUGCUGUAAUGUAUCUUCUGACGUUUUGGAACGGUGUUGAUAUGAGGUAUAGAAGUUUAGAACAUCCAAAAAUUAGAUUAAACAUUGCUGGUAUUGUGGUUGCUCAGGAUCCAUUUGUUCUCCGAUGCAUGAAUAUAGUUAACGACAAAUUGAUGGGAUCUUCAAAUAUCCUGAGUGCAAUGGGCAAAUGGUUGUACUUCAUGCACAAGUGGAUUCCAAUCACGAGUUAUGAUAUUGCAGUGACUAUGAGUCCAUUUGAAUUAUGUGAGUACGAAUACUUGUGUGGUGUUCUCGGACAAGUUGCAGAUGUAGGGGCCGCUUGUCAUGUCUCAAAGAAGGAUCAGACAAUCAAGAAAGUAGCAAUCAUUCGUGACAGGGCCGCUUUUGAUGGUGUCAAUACUGCAGCUCACGAAUUGGGACACAUGUUUGGAAUGAUGCAUGAUGGUCAAAUCAACAGAAAGUGCAGUGAAAAGCAUGGUUUUAUCAUGUCACCUACGAAUCAACAUUCAAAACACUCAUUUGAAUGGUCAAAUUGUUCUCUCACUGAUAUGCAGCGUUUCUUAAAAAGCUCAAGAGCAUCAUGUUUGGAGAACAAGCCCAAUCAGGGCAAAACAAUAGAGCGAUAUUUACCAGGAAAAUUAAUGGAUGCAGAUCAGCAAUGCAAAUUUAUGAAAGCUGGGAAAGCGCUUGUGAUAGAUGACAGUAUUUGCACGCAGCUCAAGUGCUUGAUAGAGGUUCAUUCGGAUCCGUUGCCUGAAGCUGCUGAAGGUACGCCUUGUGGUGAUGGGAAACUUUGUCUUCACGGAAGAUGUGUUUCCGAAAGCAGUGUAACGUUGUGA
Cotesia glomerata is the source of this 2597-nucleotide messenger RNA. RefSeq names its product A disintegrin and metalloproteinase with thrombospondin motifs adt-1-like. Lineage: Eukaryota; Metazoa; Arthropoda; Insecta; Hymenoptera; Braconidae. The coding region runs from base 57 to 2597 and encodes 846 amino acids. The record is from RefSeq and is a predicted model, not a curated record. Gene Ontology annotation, molecular function: metalloendopeptidase activity. Gene Ontology annotation, biological process: proteolysis. The transcript is spliced from 15 exons.